UGCUGGCGCUUGCUGUCACAGUGAGAAACUCCAGUGUUGAAGUCGAUGUACCACAGUUCCUAGAAUUGUCAUCCUGCAACAACGAUAUUCUUCAACUGCAGUUUGAGGCGCUUGCCCCUGAAGACAGUUGACGGAGGAUUUGUUUGUCGUCGCCAGAUGCUGUGGUGAUCAUGACGAGGCUAUUGCAGAGUUUAACUCUAGCUUUUCUUGUUGUAGCCAUCCACGGGGUCAGAGCUGCUCAGCGUGUUGACGCCAAUGUCCAUCUUCACGAUGCUCUGCUCAAGCGGCAACCUCGGAUGGCGGAUAUGACGUCAGACAUGUCCUCGCAGCAACGCACAACACCAACAUGGCUUCCCAUGACGGAACUUGACGAUGUGAUGACCUUAGGUCCCAACUCCGCUUUGAAGGUCACGUCAUCAGCAACCACAGUCCAGGGCACACAUGUGCUGCGGUUGCAAGAGUUCUUCAAAGGAGAGCCUGUUAACGAUGCAGUCCUAACAGUAUUAACAGACAGUACAGAGCAGUAUGUGUAUGACGCCAGUGGUACUCUGUAUCGGGAUAUAGAGAAUGACACAGACGGCACAAGAAACAUCGACAAUGAGACCGCAUUAAGCAUCUGUCUCACCUUCAAUGAGGCCAUUAGAGAUGACAUCAGUGAUGUUACGAUUGAGCCUCAAAUAUUCCACGACAGCCAGAACACCGCUUACCCGGGGUAUUUAGUGCAGUACCUUGUACUUGUGGAGUCCGAACAGCGCCGGCCAGUGUGCAUUGUGGACGCACGUGACGGACGCAUUACUACUAGUUGGGACGCCCUUAGCAAGCUCAUCGGAUGCGUAGGCAAAGGCACGGGAGGGAAUCGCAAGAUCGGCAGGAUCCACUACGGGGAACUUCACAAAUGCCUGGACGUACAUCGUGUCAAUAAUACAUGCUAUACAGAAAACAAAUACGUUAAAGUCAUUGAUAACAAAGGAUUGUUGAAUAAAAGGCGAACACAUUUCUACAACAUCAGUGAUGCCGCUUCUUACGACUGCGAGGAAGCCACAGACCAAAUCAACGGCGCGUACUCACCCAUCCUGGAUGCUCUGUUUUACGGAACGACUGUCGGGAGAAUGUUUGAGGACUGGUACAACACAUCCCCGUUAGAUGGACAGAUAACUAUCAGGGUACAUGUAGGGGUGAAUUACUCUAACGCGUUGUGGAGUGGUCGAGAAAUUCUCUUUGGUGACGGCGAUGAAAACUUCCAUCCUUAUGUUAGCAUAGAAUCCGUGGCACAUGAGAUCGGUCACGGGGUAACAGAAAAAGCUUCAAACCUCUUGUACUAUAACCAAUGGGGAGCUAUCAAUGAGGCGUUUUCAGACAUGAUGGGAGAAACGUCCGAAGCAUAUCUUUCAAAGGCAGACUGGAUUGUAGCUUCUGAAAUCACAAAAAAAGGAUACCCUCCAGUGCGCUAUUUCGAAAACCCCUCGGCUGACAACCACUCUAUAUCCCACGUUGAUAACUUCACGGACGACCUCAGUGUACACUAUGGCAGCGGCGUGUACAGAAGGGUUUUCUAUCUUCUUGUCCACGAAUACGAGCAGUCCAUCAAGGAAAUCUUCGGAGUCUUUCUGCUCGCCAACCGAAUGUACUGGCAUCACACGUCUGACUACCACAGCGCUGCCUGUGACGUCAUGAAGGCUGCCUACGAUCUGGGUCAAGAUGGCGCUCUCUUCCGCCGGGCUUUUAAAGAGGUCGGAAUAGACGUCUGUGACAUACAAAAUCAUAUCAUGGGACUUCGAGAGAGUAAGGUUUACGAUGGCAUCACGGUGGCCAGAAAUGAAUCUCCUACAUUCCUCUACAAGUUCCCUCUGCAUAUGAUCGACACCGGUGUGAACGUCAGCGCGAGCAGCUCCACUGGAGAUGUGCACAUCUUCCUGACCAACAAGCGCUGGGAUAUCGACGAUGAAGACCAACAAGUAUUAGCCGAGGGCACCAAUCUCGUCACAGCUCAAAUCCAGAGUAACUUAACUGCUCUUCCUCUUUACAUUACGUUAGCAAAUGAGUUAAAGGUUACUCUUUAUAACGUCACGCUUCGGGCGCACGCAUUCUGGACCUAUAACUAAGUCACAACUCUAAGCUAUUCCUAAUCAUAGUGCAGUAAAAGCAAAAGGAAAACCUCAUAAAUGACAUAAAUGAACAUCGUGGGUCUUUAAGUAAGUUUACAUUCUGCCACUAGCAACUUUACUAAUUCAAUAUUUGGCAAAGAGUCAUGCAGUUUAGAAGAUGACAAAGCUAAACUGUUAUUAAACGCUAUAAACGAAGUAUGCUUAAAGUAUAACCAUUCUCCGAACAUUCGACCUGAUUAAUUUGAUUAAUUUGUAAUGUUGUUUCUCUUUCUCAUAACAUUUGCUUAUAGUGUUACUUCAUUAGAGAAAUUUUGUUCGUAUUUUAAGCAAUGCUUUAUCAGCAGAAAAUAAAGAGCAGAAACAGUUGAGUUCUUCUUGGAUUUCAUUGUCUGUACUGCUGAUGUUUUACGAGUGUUACAAAGUCGUAUGUAUGUUCUUUAAGUGGUAUUGGUAUCGCACUGGGGCAAGUAUAAUUAUUGUAUGUCUUAGACGGGAAGUAACGAUGACCGCGACGAUGACGACUAUCCUUCUGACGAUGAUAGAAGUCACUUAUGCCGGUUGUUGAGAUGACUUCUCUUACAGGAUUGAAGGUACGUCUGGUGAUUUUUGUGACGACUUUACUGAAGACAGUUUUUGACAAUGAACGAUUGGACUUUUAAAGGAAUGUUCGAAGUAACGAUGAAUAAAGUUGGAUUGAAGAAACGACAAAACCUGGAGUAAGGACUAAACACAAUACAGUCAAAAUGCCCUCUGUCCGUUUCCCCUAAAUCCUCCAUCUCCAGGGUUCCUGUCUUACAAAUAAUCUAUGGUAAAAACCAUAAAUAUACAAAAUGUCCACGCCGCAACAACAGAGCAAAAGGGAGCUAACAACUACCCCCCCCCCUCUCCUAACAUAGGUUCUCACUAACGCACACACAAAAUUCUUCGUCGCAGCUACUUUCACUCACACUUUCCGCACAUCUGCGUGUUGAUCAGAACAUCAUCGGCUGGUAAAACCUGCGGAAGGAC
Molecule: messenger RNA, 3113 nt
Organism: Pomacea canaliculata
Lineage: Eukaryota; Metazoa; Mollusca; Gastropoda; Architaenioglossa; Ampullariidae
Product: virulence metalloprotease-like
Exons: 5
Coding region: 171-2102 (643 amino acids)
Biological process (GO): proteolysis
Molecular function (GO): metalloendopeptidase activity
Source: RefSeq, a predicted model, not a curated record